Cavia porcellus (domestic guinea pig) is the source of this 984-nucleotide messenger RNA. RefSeq names its product cystatin like 1 (gene Cstl1). NCBI's taxonomy places the organism in Eukaryota, Metazoa, Chordata, Mammalia, Rodentia, Caviidae. The transcript is spliced from 3 exons. The record is from RefSeq and is a predicted model, not a curated record. The coding region runs from base 376 to 795 and encodes 139 amino acids. Gene Ontology annotation, molecular function: cysteine-type endopeptidase inhibitor activity.
GUGGACAGCUGUCACAGAGGAGGCUGGCACGGCUGGGUGCAGCAGUCCCCACCCAGCCAAGCCCUGUGUUGCUGAGCCCUACCAGUUCUGUGAAUCUUGGCCCUUUCCCACCCUCUGUUCACCCAGCAGCUGCCCUUGCAGCGUGGCCCAGCUGUUCUGAGGUUCCCUCCCUGCCAGGCAGUGGAUGAGAAGAGCUCGUGACCCAGGAAGGUGUCAGAGGUGCUCCUUGUGGGUCUGUGGAAGGACAGCGUGGUGUUUUGGUGGUCGUACGGGGGCUUUCUGCGGAUCUACACAGGACCUUGGAAGGAGGGGCUGGGGCAGAAUCUCUGUUUGGAUAGCUUGAGUCAUAGGUGAGGAAUCUUCAAAGCUGCAGAGAUGGAGGCUACAGGUGGGAGGAGCCUGUGGCUGCUGCUGCCAGCCCUGGUCCUGGUGGCCAGGCAGCAACACUUCCAGGAGUGGCCAGGCUUCCAGGAGAAGCCUAUGAGCAAGGAGAAUGUGAACUCAACCUUGGACUUCUUCAUCCAGUCCUACAACAACGCCAGUAACGACACCUACCUAUUCCGGGUGCAGAAGCUCCUCCGCACUCAGGUGCAGCUGACAACAGGUGUGGAGUACCUGGUCACUGUGAGGAUUGGCAGAACCAUGUGCAAGAGGAACAACCUGGUCCAGAGCAGCCCUGCCUGCCCCCUGCAGAGCAAGAAGCUGAAGAAGAGCCUGAUCUGCAAGUCGCUGAUCUAUACAUUGCCUUGGAUGGAACAUUUCGAGCUCUGGAACAACUCUUGCCUGGAGGACUGAGUGGGACCUCUCAGGCGUGAUGCGCACCAGCCGUGAUAAAGUUCUGCACAGCCCUGUUAGACACCUCGCUGGGGUCUCAAUGCACACAUGCUGCUCCUUACCCUUACAAGCCAGGCAUGCCACAGCACCCAAGCCGGGGACAUCCUCAGUGCACACACACCCCCUCCACCCCCACACCUGUGUUCACAC